GCGAGUGACUGAAUUAUGUCGUUUGUGGGGAUCUCACCCCCCAUCCCCACGCUCCUCUCCACAACUCAAUGUCCAGUUAUCGCCUCCUCUCACUGGCUGAUGAUUCGCCCCCAGACAUGCGUACGCAACCCCGGACCCCCUUUACACCCCAGAGCAAUUAGCGCUCGUUUAACUUGGCUCUAGCAGUGCGGAUCUUGCGGAGAAGGACUGUGGGCCAUGUCUCUUUCCCUUAUAUACCUGCACGACCCUUAUCUGAGCUGCAGUCGUUUUCUCCUCACUCUUCUCUCCCCCACAAAUCAUUUGAAAAGUCGCCAGCGGUCGCGGCAAAUCUUCAAUACUUACUUCAACAAGUCGACACCUUUAGAAGCAGCGAGGUCCGCUGAUCAGAAGACAUGCCCUCCAUCGAGAUGACGGAGGACGUCCGUCCUUCUACCUCUCCCAAGACUCACGCAGAGACGCAUAUCGAGAAAAACAGCAGCGAAUAUUUCGAGAAGGUAGAAGAGGGACCCUCUUCGUAUGCCGAUAAUGCUGCAGCAUCUCUCUCACAAUCACACCAAGACUAUCUUAUCCAACGCCAUGGAACCCUAAAUCUGGAUCCUAUUCCCAGCUCUUCGGCCGCAGACCCAUACAACUGGCCCUUGUGGAAGAAACUUGCCAAUCUCAUUCUCGUUGCCUUCCAUGCCUGCAUGGCUACCUUCACAGCCUCCAUUAUUCCCGCCUACUCCAGCAUUGCAGAAGACCUUGGCGUAUCCAUGCAGAGAGCCAGUUACCUUACCUCAUUACAGAUCGCCAUCCUGGGAGGUGCACCACUAUUCUGGAAGCCAUUGUCCAACCGCUACGGACGUCGACCAAUCUUCCUCCUAUCUCUCAUCUGCAGUCUGGUGUGCAACAUCGGCUGUGCCAAGAGCCCCACAUACGCAUCUCUGGCUGCAUGCAGAGCCCUAACGGCGUUUUUCAUCUCCCCUGCAGCCGCGAUCGGUAGCGCUGUGGUUACAGAGACAUUCUUCAGGAAGGAUAGAGGCCGUUACCUUGGUGUCUGGACAUUGAUGGUUACCCUGGGUGUUCCUGUUGGGCCCCUGAUUUACGGUUUCAUCACCUACAGAGUUGGCUGGCGAUGGAUGUUCUGGGUCUUGGCUAUCAUCAACGGCGUCCAGUUCAUCUUGUACCUGUUUUUCGGCCCCGAGACCCGGUACAUCGGCAGCAGUGCGGAGGGUAUCUCCGACUUCAAAGCUCAAUAUCUCUCCUUCCGCCGGAUCGACCCGACUCCUCUGACCUUCCGCGAAUUUCUUCAUCCCCUGUCCAUGGCCAAGAAACCCAGUGUUAUGAUUCCCGCAUGUGCCUACGCUAUGGUCUUCUUGUUCGGCAGUGUCAUGAUCACUGUGGAAGUCCCUCAGCUUGUGCAAGUCAAAUUUGGACUCAACGCUGAGCAGCUCGGACUUCAAUUCAUUGGCGUCAUUAUCGGUACUGUUCUGGGUGAACAGAUUGGUGGCACCAUGUCUGAUAUCUGGAUGCGUCGCCGGGCACGCAAGAUCCAGCACCGGCCUGAGCCCGAAUAUCGCCUCUGGCUCGGCUACCCUGGUGUCAUCCUCACAAUUGUGGGCGUGAUUGUGUUUUUAGUGACUAUCCAAGAGGCCAAGGCCGAUCAUUGGGUCGUGUCCCCUCUUGUGGGUACCGCUAUUGCUGCCUUUGGCAACCAGCUGGUGACGACUGUCAUGGUUACUUAUGCCGUCGACUGCUACCCUGAAGAUUCGGGCAGUGUCGGUGUCUUCAUCACCUUUGUCCGUCAGAUGUGGGGCUUCAUUGGUCCUUUCUGGUUCCCCGACAUGUUCGAUAAUGUGGGUAUCGCCGCCAGCUCGGGGGUGGGCAGUGCCUUGAUGUUCCUUGUCAGCUUCUUGCCCAUUAUUGCGGUGCAGAUCUAUGGAAAGAAGUGGCGUCCAGCCGCUUAGUAUAUGGCUUUACGAUUUCUAGCGUAUUUAUGAUUUGUUCAAUUUCAAUUUCUCAAGAUAGUCAUUUUCAUCAAGAUUCAUAUGGUAGUGUACCGUAACAAGUGAGGACAAGAUUUAGUCAUAUUACAUUCCAG
Messenger RNA from Aspergillus saccharolyticus JOP 1030-1, 2080 nucleotides. Its product is annotated as putative MFS transporter. NCBI's taxonomy places the organism in Eukaryota, Fungi, Ascomycota, Eurotiomycetes, Eurotiales, Aspergillaceae. Gene Ontology annotation, biological process: transmembrane transport. The transcript is spliced from 4 exons. Bases 393 to 1946 code for a protein of 517 amino acids. The record is from RefSeq and is a predicted model, not a curated record. Gene Ontology annotation, molecular function: transmembrane transporter activity.